Messenger RNA from Erpetoichthys calabaricus (reedfish), 4536 nucleotides. It is a transcript of the gene misp3, whose product is annotated as MISP family member 3. Lineage: Eukaryota; Metazoa; Chordata; Cladistia; Polypteriformes; Polypteridae. The transcript is spliced from 5 exons. The record is from RefSeq and is a predicted model, not a curated record. Bases 172 to 2298 code for a protein of 708 amino acids.
CCCUAUAAAUGCUGGCCUGGCAGGCGUCGCCAGGCUCAGAGUCACUCAGCUCUGCUAAGGCAGCCACACAGCCAGUAAGCCUCCGGCACAAAAGCAGCAAGAAACUGGGCACCAUUGGACAUCACACUGGCUGAGACUCAACAGUAUUAACGGCGAACCUCGGAGGACACGAUGGCCACGGAAAGCACCGCCACAUUUGACUCAGCUGGUCAUGAACAGCUGAAGGACGGGCCUUCAAUCCAUGAGCAUGUUGACCCCUGCCGUGAAGCCCACCUAGACGACCACCAGCAGACACCCCCCUUUAUUUCCAGCGUAGAGCACGCGGAGCCGAGCAGGGAGCCUCAUCUUCAAUGUGCAGCCUUAGAGUGUGAUAGCCAGGCGUGGCCACCAGAGGGAGACAUUACUCCACCGACCGUCGCAGAAGACGUCGUUUCUGGAGUUCAGCCGGAGGAGCUCCCAGAAGAGAAAGGGGAUACGGGGGCCACCCAAAUUCUACAUUCUGAUCCAGAAGUCGGGAUUAAUUUGACCCUUUCAGAAAAUCAACAAGAAAAUGAAGAUAAACUCAAGAAGAAGGAGGAGGAGAUGAAUGAGGAAAAUGAGCAGGUGAAAGGCCCCACUGGGUCCCCAGUUUCAGAGGUGGGGGCUGAGCCAACAGAGAAGGCACCGAGCGACCUGGUAGACAGUAACCCCCUGGACUUCCGGUUGGCCAGACAGCAGUGGGCUGAGCUGGAGACUGGUGCCUGUAAGCCCCCUCAGCUUCAGGAGGACAACAGAAGCUGCAGCGGGAAAGAAAAGCCCUGCAGUGGAGAGAAGGCAGUGGCAGAGGUGCCCUCCACAUGGCAGAGCCACAGGGAUGACGCUGGAGGGAGGGAGCUGGCACUCGACGAGCAGGACUCACAGGAGCAGGGCUCCAGGCCGCCUACCCUAGCAACUGUUGCUCCAGAAGCAGCCAAUGGGAAGGCUGAGGAGGUGCUGGCUGGAGAUGGGGAGGAGCCAGCAGGCAGUGAGCUGACAGGUGGGGAGAGUCAGCCGGAGACGGAGGAAGGCAGCAGCACACCGGGCUGCUGGCCACCUGGAGACGACACUGGAAGCAGCGCACCCACCGGCCCAAUGGAGACGGAGAUCGCAGAUAACAUGAGCGACAGCGGUGUCUCGGCUGACUUCUCCCCGGGCAGCACCCUGGAGCUGAGCUCGGGCCCGGAUGGUCCUCCACCUUGUGAGACGCCUAUUGAGAAGGAGAUCCGCCUGGCCAUGGAGAGGGAAGAGAGCCUGAGGAAAGCCAGGGGCAUCUCCAAGCCCACUGUGUCUGAGGAGUACGUGGAGAUCCCGCUCAUGAAGCCCAUCCUGGCGCAGCCCCUGCCUGUUGCCCUUGGCAAGGGCAAAGAAAGGCAGUUUGCUGGCAAGCAGAUGCAGAAGGAGAUCUUGAUGGACACCAAGCGGGAGGAAGACCUGGUCCAAAUGGGGAAGGUGCCUGGCGAGUACGACCGGGGCGGAAACCAGGAGCUACAUGAGAAGAAAAUCCUUUUUGAGCAGUUUCAGGAAAAAUGUCCGGAAAACCCAGAGACCCCUCUAUCCAGGAAGCCAUCAUCUCCAUCUUCUAUGGAUGUCAUGGAGGCAGAUGGAGCAAUGCAGAGCUGCCCAAACCCACAGGACGUGCCAGGGAGUGCCACCAUCCCUGUUCCUGCUUGUCCAGCACCAAAGGGUCCUUCUUUGUCAGAGGGGAUUAGCGGCAACGUCAUCAUCCUGGAGAAUUCCAUAGCACUCCAUCCCAUUGUGGAUGCACCUGCCUUGAAUGCCAUUUAUGGCCUGCCAGCCUCCAGCUCAUCGCAUGCCUGCCAGGGGUCAACCUUCCCAGAAGAGUCGGUCACCAUCCUGGAUUCGCGGAGCCUCUUAUCCAAGCAUAACGGAUCAGAGAAGGUGCAGCUGGAGGAUGGCAUCCCGAAGGAGAAUCCCUUCUUCAAACUGCGGUCCUCCAAGGCGUCCCAGCCGGUGGUGGAACAGGACAUCCGGGAGGCCCAGGAGCGGGAGAUGGAGUUGCGGAGGCAGAGGUACAGCCUGUACGGGUCCGAGGGGCCUCAGGAGGGCACUGGAGGUGGUGAGGAGGAGCCGCCCAGCGCCCCCACGCCAGCAGAGCGGCUCUCCUCAGGCAAGCUGGACGUGACCUGGCCACCUCCCCAGAGCACAGCAGCCGAGGGCGACCAAGCUGAGAUGAACAGAAGUCCAAAGCCCCCCCGGCAGAAGACCCCCUUGCUGCAGCGCUGGGAGACUGGCAUGGUGAACGGACACCAGGAAGAGUAAGCGCAGAGCCAGGUGGACUCCUUAUUAAAAAAAGUCCUGGAAUUUUCUUUGGAAUUCUACUCGAGGCAGGAGCUGGUGGCCAUUUUGUCUCCACCUUUGGAUCAAAUGGACUGGAGCAACACUCAUUAACAACACAUUGACUGACGAAAGAGACGAAACCUCGGGACCCCUAAGGGCUGUUCCUGCCCCCAGGUUCUUCUGAUUUUUAAGAUGCACUAAGCAGACCCCCAGAACCAACACCCCCUCCCCUUGACUUAAUGCCCAACAGAACAAGUUUUUCUCAAUCUGAUGGAGACGGUGACGAUCAAUCGCAUUUACUAGUAACAGAAUCAUUCUCACUGAUUAUAUUUUGUUGAUUUGUUUCUUAGAAUAAGACAUGGUUGACCUAAGAAGAACAAAUGAAUUUUCACACUACCCCUCUCAGAUGUCUGUUGUUUAUUAUUAUCCUAUCUGUUGACUGCAUACAGGAGGUUAUGAAAAAUCUGGAAACAGAAGGGUGAUGCCCUUCAAUCAUAAUUGCAACAUAUUAUACGAAUUAGUGUGCCCCCUAGAGGACCCUGGGGGUGGUGUGUAUUGGCAGGUGCUGCCACUCCCAGAUCCACCCUCUGCCAGGCAAAGCAUAAAUGGGACAGUAAGAACCAGUGGUGAUCUGCAGACCUGGACAAACCAUGGAUAAAAAAAAAGAACUGUAUUGAAAUGUAUAAAUGGCAAACUGGCAGGAAUUCAGAAAACAAGGCAGGCAAGCAAGGGUAUUGAAAAUGCUAGACAGAAAAACGAUAAACUCAAAAAUGAAAUGAGUGAAUGUGAACAUCCAGAAAAAGUGCCAGGAGAGGAAUCAGGAAUGGCGACUGUUGAAGAGGCAGAAAGACACCCAGCACUAGGGCACCCCCCCCCCCUUUUAAAUCCUCUGUUCCUGGCGUCAUGUCAGCUUUUUAAUCAGUCUGGCAAGGCAGCAGACAGACAUGGGAGGGACCAGGGUCACGAACCGGAAAUGGGAGUGUCUGGGGGUGGAGCCUCAGGCAAUGGAGGGGACAAACAGAAAGUGAUAUCAGAGUAAGGAUGGGGUGUGGCUUAAGAUGAAGGAGGGGCCAAUCACAACACAAAGUGAAAGGAGGGUCUGGGGGUGGAGCUCAUGAUGCAGGAGGGGCCAAGCCCAAAAAGGAGGUCAAGGGAAGGAUUGGGGAGGAGCUUAAGAUCAAGGAGGGGCCAAGCACCAAAAAGGAGAUAAAAAGAAAUGGAUGGGUGUCACAGAUGUAGACAUGGUGGACAGAAACAUCCAAAUGGACAGGAAGAUUUGUUUAAGUGAUCUUGGCUUUCCAAAGGGGCAAAGAAAAGAAAAAGUAGCAUCUAAGCUCAUUUUAAAUUUUAAUUACUGACCCCCAGUGCCAAAAUGAAACCAAAACUCGAAAUCAAAAAGAUAGCAGAAUUCACACUCCUAAGCCUGUUUCAUGUCCCUUCACUGUCUAGCACUCGUCUUCAUUAUUUAUUUGGCACUUUAAUCCCAAAUCUAAACUACUGGGUGUGUCAGUGUCUUUUUACAGGGGAAUUGUGGUCCCCCAUCAAACAAUGUGGCAGUGCCAGUGCAAGCAGCUUUUAAAAUUUGGUGUCCAUAGAAAAACAGCAAACAAAACAAAAAUAACAAAAGCAAUUGAUAAUAAAUAUCUAUACAGGGUACAAAUGAUACGUGUUUUUGACAGAUAGCAGAAAAACAGAAAGCUGGAGGGGCAGAUCUUCAAACAUGGGUGGGACUAAACACUAAAAAAGGGAAUGAAGACCUAAGGGGUGGAGCCUCAGGGAAAGGAGGGGCCAAGUACCAAAAAAUGGAGGAAAAAAGAAGAGAUGUAGUGGAGCUUCAGACAUGGGUGGGACUAAACACUAAAAGGAGACAAAGGAGGGCUGAAGGUGGAGCCUCAGUUAAAGGAGGGGCCAAGCAUGAAAAGGAGGGAGAAAGAAGGGCUGGGGGUGGAGUUUUAGAUAUGGGUGUGACCAAUCACCAAAAGCAAAUAAAAAAGGGUUGAAGGUGGAGUGUCAGGUAAAGAAGGGGCUAAGGAGAAAAAUGAGGGAAAGAAAAGGGCAGGGCAUGGAGCUGCUAACAAGGGGUGGGGCCAAGCACCAAAUAUAGGGAAAGAGAAGGGCUGGGGGUGGAGCCUCAGGUAAAGAAUGGGCUAAACAUGAAAAAAAAAGAAAAAGAAGGGCUAGGGGAGGAGCUUCAGUCAUAGGCGGGGCCAAGCACCAAAA